Dioscorea cayenensis subsp. rotundata (Guinea yam) is the source of this 1037-nucleotide messenger RNA. RefSeq names its product probable WRKY transcription factor 27. Gene Ontology annotation, molecular function: transcription cis-regulatory region binding; DNA-binding transcription factor activity. The transcript is spliced from 3 exons. The annotation marks the transcript as partial. Gene Ontology annotation, biological process: regulation of DNA-templated transcription. Gene Ontology annotation, cellular component: nucleus. NCBI's taxonomy places the organism in Eukaryota, Viridiplantae, Streptophyta, Magnoliopsida, Dioscoreales, Dioscoreaceae. The record is from RefSeq and is a predicted model, not a curated record.
AUCUCCAACCCACCAAACUCAUCCCCUCUCUCUCUCUCUCUCUCUCUCUCUUUCUUUCCACAAGCAAAAAGUCAGCGCCACUCUCAACGGCUAGAUCUCAUCACAUCACAAAUCCCAAGACACAAUCACCACCAUCCCCAUGUCCUCCGGCGACGACGACUGGGGUCUCGACGCUCGUCGUCCGAAGCUGCACCACCACCACCACCACCACCACCACCUCGUUUCCCAUCAAACAACCACCAUCACCUCCACCUCGUUUCCCAUCUCCUCUUCCCUGUUUCCCCUCCUCAUCAGGAAACGUCCACCAUUCUCCAAUAUGAACUCCAAGACCUCUGCAACCCCUUCUUCUCCAAACUCCAACCCCUCCAAAACCCAAAACCAUCAUCUCUCAAACCCUCCCUCGCUCAAAGAGAAGAGAAAAACCAACAAAAAAAGGUGGUUUGCCAUGUCCCUGCUGAUGGUUUAGGCUCUGAUAUUUGGGCUUGGAGAAAAUAUGGCCAAAAACCCAUCAAAGGAUCUCCAUAUCCAAGAGGGUAUUAUAGAUGUAGUAGUUCAAAGGGAUGCAUGGCAAGAAAGCAAGUGGAGAGAAGUAGAGGAGAUCCGGGAGUGCUGGUUGUUACUUACACGGCGGAGCACAACCACCCUGCGCCGACUCACCGGAACUCUCUCGCCGGAAGUACACGUUCUAAGGUGUCUAACAUGACCGGAGUAGCGCCGGAGAGUCAACAGACUAGUCCACUGUCUUCUCCUACUACUCCUUUGACUGUUAACAUGGAAGAGGAGGAGGAAGAGGAGCUUGUGGUUGAGGAUAUGGAGGUUGUUGGAGAUGAUGAGCUUCUGUUUUUGGGGGUGGAUGAAGAGAGAUGAUGGCCGCCGCCGCCGGCGGUGGCGCCGGAGAGGAAGAGAUGAGAGAAAGAGAGGUGGAGGAAGGAGAGUUAAUCUGGUCCGUUGACUUCUUUUCUUAUCAAAGAAAUCUCCACCGUUCGUUUUUUUGUUUUUUUAAUUAGAUUAAAAGAAAAAAAUAUAGAGAAAAAAAU